AAAGAUUUGGGUUGGGUGUUUGUAAUGAAGAAAGACUUGCAGAGGGAGAAAUAAGAACACUUCAAAUUGAAAAUCCCAACAAGUGUUCCAACUGUAAGAGGUUUCCAAUUUCAAUACAAACCGACCAAUCUGACACCCACAAAAAUCUAUGCAUUAAUGAUUUUUAUUAUUUAAUUUCUUUUUUCAAAAAAGGCAACUGCUUUUGAUUCCUGGCUGUAAUUUUCUUCUGAAUCUGAUUCUUGGCUGUAACUUCAGUUCUUUUUCCCCUGGAGAAGUAUAUAAGGGAAGCAAUAAGCUGGCUCAGAGGCAAAUCAUUAUUGAGGAAGCGAGCGUAUCGCUUUUAGUAGGAGAAACUGGAGAAGGAAGAGAGAACUACUACUACUCCAACCACAACCAACAGCUGAGAUUAAUGGAUGGGAAUAGAGAGGAUUCUUCGCCCAGAAAGGUUCACGAUGAGGAAAAAUUGGCUGUUGAGAUUCCUGAGACUGCUCAUCAGAUUAGCAGUGAUUCAUGGUUUCAAGUGGGAUUUGUGCUCACAACUGGUGUUAACAGUGCCUAUGUACUGGGAUAUUCUGGGACCAUAAUGGUUCCUCUGGGUUGGAUAUUUGGUGUAGUUGGUUUGAUUCUAGCUGCUGCAAUAUCAUUGUAUGCAAAUUCUCUUGUUGCCAAGCUUCAUGAGUUUGGGGGGAAGAGACACAUCAGAUACAGAGAUCUUGCAGGAUAUAUCUAUGGUAAGGAAGCUUAUUCUAUUACGUGGGGAUUGCAAUACGUUAAUCUUUUCAUGAUUAACACUGGAUACAUUAUUUUGGCUGGUCAGGCUCUUAAGGCUGUCUAUGUUCUUUUUAGGGAUGACAAUGAAAUGAAGCUCCCAUACUGUAUUGCCAUUGCUGGUGUUGUAUGUGCUUUGUUUGCCAUUUCGAUUCCCCAUUUGUCAGCUCUAAGAAUUUGGCUGGGAGUUUCGACAGUCCUUAGUCUGAUAUAUAUCAUUGUAGCAAUUGUUCUUUCGCUUAGAGAUGGCCUCAAAGCACCACCGAGGGAUUAUAGCAUUCAAGGAACCUCAACAUCUAAGAUAUUUACAACAACUGGGGCUGUUGCUAAUCUUGUUUUUGCAUUUAACACAGGAAUGCUUCCAGAGAUACAGGCAACAAUAAGGCGACCGGUUGUUAGUAACAUGAUGAAGGCACUCUACUUUCAAUUCAUAAUUGGAAGUUUGCCGUUGUUUGCUGUCACUUGGAUUGGUUAUUGGGCCUAUGGAAAUUCAACAACUACCUAUUUGCUUAGCAGCGUUAGUGGUCCGGUUUGGGUGAAGGCUAUGGCCAACAUUUCUGCAUUCCUGCAAUCUGUCAUUGCUCUGCAUAUCUUUGCAAGUCCAAUGUAUGAGUACUUAGAUACCAAAUUUGGGAUUAUAGGCAGUCCAUUAGCGAUUCGCAACUUGUCGUUCCGAUUAGGCGUAAGAGGUGGCUACUUAAGCAUUAACACAUUAGUGUCAGCUCUUCUGCCCUUCCUUGGAGAUUUUGAGAGCCUCACUGGGGCCAUCAGCACCUUCCCCCUUACAUUUAUCUUAGCUAAUCACAUGUACCUGAGAGCAAAAGAGAACAAAUUGACCAAUUUGCAAAAGCAAUGGCAUUGGCUCAAUGUUUGUUUCUUUGGCUGCAUGUCUCUUGCAGCAGCAGUUGCAGCUCUCAGGCUUAUUGCUGUAGAUUCCAAGACUUACCAUGUCUUUGCAGAUUUAUGAUGAUUUUGGGGGGGAUCAAAUAAAUCCCUUCUUCAGAAAAUGUGUCCACUGUGAUUUCUUCUUCUAUUUGGCUUUAGCUUGUAGCUUUAAGCAUAGAAUAAAAAUUGAGAAUUUUAAUAUUUA
Messenger RNA from Manihot esculenta (cassava), 1858 nucleotides. RefSeq names its product proline transporter 2. The transcript is spliced from 7 exons. The coding region runs from base 410 to 1735 and encodes 441 amino acids. Gene Ontology annotation, cellular component: plasma membrane. The record is from RefSeq and is a predicted model, not a curated record. Lineage: Eukaryota; Viridiplantae; Streptophyta; Magnoliopsida; Malpighiales; Euphorbiaceae.